Manihot esculenta (cassava) is the source of this 988-nucleotide messenger RNA. RefSeq names its product mediator of RNA polymerase II transcription subunit 6. The coding region runs from base 109 to 852 and encodes 247 amino acids. Gene Ontology annotation, molecular function: transcription coactivator activity. Gene Ontology annotation, cellular component: mediator complex; core mediator complex. The record is from RefSeq and is a predicted model, not a curated record. Gene Ontology annotation, biological process: regulation of transcription by RNA polymerase II. NCBI's taxonomy places the organism in Eukaryota, Viridiplantae, Streptophyta, Magnoliopsida, Malpighiales, Euphorbiaceae. The transcript has 5 exons.
AUAAAUGUUAUUCCCCCAAAUUAAGGGUGAAUUAGAAAUCAUUGCUGAUACGUGAAGCCGAUAAAGAUAGUGUGUGGAUCCGCAGCUUGCCUGUUCAAACUAAUCAAAAUGGCAACGCCGCCGGGAGUAAACUUCGAGGGGAAUCCUCCGGCAGCGCCGCAGCCUCCUGGGACUGACAUGACGGGAAUGUGCUUUAGAGAUCAACUAUGGCUGAACACCUACCCUCUCGAUCGAAACCUGAUAUUCGAUUACUUCGCGUUGUCCCCUUUCUAUGAUUGGACUUGCAAUAACGAACAGCUUCGAUUGCAGUCCAUUCACCCCCUCGAUCUCUCCCAGCUCACGAAAAUGACGGGCACGGAAUACAUGCUGAGCGAAGUGAUGGAGCCAAAUCUAUUUGUUUUUCGUAAGCAGAAGAGGGACAGUCCUGAAAAGGUCACUCCAAUGCUGACUUAUUAUAUCUUGGAUGGAUCAAUUUACCAAGCACCACAACUUUGCAAUGUCUUUGCAGCCCGAAUUGGACGGGCUCUAUAUUAUAUAUCAAAGGCCUUUACUACUGCUGCCUCUAAGCUGGAAAAGAUUGGAUAUGUUGAUGAAGGUGAGGGUGUGCCUUGUGAGCCAAAAACCAAUAAAGACUUGAUUGACUUCAAGGAAGUUAAGCGAAUUGAUCAUAUUCUUGCCUCCUUGCAGCGGAAGUUACCACCAGCUCCUCCACCGACACCAUUUCCCGAUGGCUAUGCUCCCCCUGCAACAACAGAAGCAGAGAAAAGUGCUGAAACCCAACAAGGAGCAGAGUCACAACCUCCUGUUGAUCCAAUCAUUGACCAAGGUCCUGCCAAAAGAAUGAAAUUCUGAAUAAGGAGUUGUUUUUCUUAUUAGAAAGCAUUAAUAUCCAUCCACGAAAAGAUGGUUAACUAAUUUCAGGCCUCUUGUAACUGGUGGAGGAUCCAAAAAUGUUUGUUAAUCAUGUAAAUAUGACGAGUUUUCUACA